AUGGUGGAAGAACAUCGAAUCGUCCUUCGUGAUAAGGAGCCAGUGCACACAAAACCAUACCCCUCCCCCUGCGUUGUGGUCAAGAAGAAAGAAGGACACAUCAGGAUCUGCGGGGAUUACCGUCGCGUUAACGCAGCUACUCAGUUCGAAGCGGAACCAAUAGAGCAGGAAGAAAACCACCUUCAAGGUCCCCUGUCGAUUGUAUCAAUACAAGGUGCUACCCUUUGGAUUAACGAACUCUCCUCAGUCUUCAAUCGGUACAUGCGUCAGGUACUUGGAGAUAUUUCGGGAGUAGAAAUCUUUAUGGAUGACGUUCUCAUACACUUGGCUGAGCACCAUAAGCUUCUGAACUCUUGUCUCGAGGCGUCCAGCGUCACAUCUGCUUGGCUUGCCUCUUGCCGGUGCGUGUCAAACGAACCUCGGCGUCUGCUGGUCUCUGUGUCCUCGUGUCCAAAGUGCACCGCCAUGGCCCUAUAUCCUGACAGCUCAUGGGAAUCUCCAGCACUUGAAUACACGCAGAGACCCUUCCAGACUCUUGAUAUCUAUGCCUGGAGCCCGCAGGGCCUCGACCAGAACGCCGUGGAUCUCUGCUCCUUCAGGAACACCACUGGCGUCCUUCUGCUCCAAUUCUCCUUACAGGAUUUCUGCACGCUCGUUGGAGACGACGUCGGCAGGCUGUUCUAUCAGGAUUUUCGGGCUCAGAUUAAGAAGAGGCGAGCUAACUAUAUGGAGAGUCCUCAAGACGGCUAUACCUCUCACUACGGGAUGUAUUCCACCUCCGACCGCGAUAACUACUCUUCUUGGACGUACACGACCGACGACAUCCGGGCUCUAGACCAGUAUAUACCCGAGGAAGUGGUCGAGGACAAUGCACAGGGUUUCGAGUUACCGGGACAGCUGAUGCCUGUUAAGUAUGGUGAACACCCCCACUUCAACCAACCAGUGGACAUAGCAAGAAGCGAGGCGACACAACCUGUACUAGACGUAACGACGGGUGGCUGAUGGGUGUAGCGCCGAAGAAGGCGCGGUGGCGUCGCUCCUCUAUCCGAUUACGAGCCGGAGGAAGCGCACCCGGGGCCCCAAAGUGUGGGAGUUCCUCGUGCGUCUCCUCCUGGACCCCAGCACUAACCCUUCGCUGAUCGCCUGGGAGGACAGAGAAGCCGGCACCUUCCGUCUGGUGGAGAAGGAGAAGAUCGCUGCCCUGUGGAUAAAGCGGUCGGGAAGCGGGAGUCUGUCGUAUUCCAACUUCGCUCGUACGAUCAGACACCACUACGGGACGGGGAACAUCCUGCCGACGGACCGCCAGCUCGUCUUCGGCCUGGGAGCUGCGGCCUGGGACUACCUGAACAGACUCCGGCAAGAUGGCAGCGCCUUCGAGGAGACCAACCCGACCCAAUGAUCGAGUCUGGAAUGAGGGCAAGAUACUGUUUCUUUUGGAAUAACUUGGCUGUGACACAUAGGAUUAGGAUGCGAACCAUUGUUAUUGUAUGUCAUUUGUUUGCUGAAAUUCAUUUCAUUAAAUGCAAUUCGAUUUUCCGUAUUUGUGCUUUGGAGAUCAGUGUUUGGCAUGAUUAUGAACUUCAUUUUUGAUAUACGCCAUUUUGAUUAUUUUUCCAAGUUAUUGUUACCAACGAUAUCCACUCUGGAGAACGUUUGAAAUCAUGAAAAAUAAUGUAUAUACCAUUGUCUUAUAGAAACUUAAUUGAGCAGUCUAGGGAUGUGGAAAGCGAGGACACUGGUUGAUUCGGUUAUAA
Penaeus monodon (black tiger shrimp) is the source of this 1754-nucleotide messenger RNA. RefSeq lists its product as uncharacterized. Gene Ontology annotation, biological process: regulation of transcription by RNA polymerase II; cell differentiation. Lineage: Eukaryota; Metazoa; Arthropoda; Malacostraca; Decapoda; Penaeidae. Gene Ontology annotation, cellular component: nucleus. Gene Ontology annotation, molecular function: DNA-binding transcription factor activity, RNA polymerase II-specific; sequence-specific DNA binding. The record is from RefSeq and is a predicted model, not a curated record.